Molecule: messenger RNA, 1734 nt
Organism: Aureobasidium namibiae CBS 147.97
Lineage: Eukaryota; Fungi; Ascomycota; Dothideomycetes; Dothideales; Saccotheciaceae
Product: FAD/NAD(P)-binding domain-containing protein
Exons: 2
Coding region: 1-1734 (577 amino acids)
Molecular function (GO): oxidoreductase activity
Source: RefSeq, a predicted model, not a curated record
AUGGAGAACCAGCAUAAGAGAAAGAAGGUGUUGGUCGUGGGUGCUGGAGCUGCAGGUAUGAGCUGCGCCCACCACCUCGCCGAGCAGCCCGACAAAUUCGACGUGACGCUCGUCGACGCAGUAGACUACUGCGGUGGUCAAGCGUACAGUAUCCCCAUCGACAAGAACAAGUAUGGUGCCAGUUGGCUCAACCAGGGUGUCCAAGGUGGCUCGUACAUUUUCCACCACACCAUGACCAUGUUCGCUCGCCAGGGCCACCACGCCGACCCCGUUAAAUUGCAUGUCUCGUUUGGCAAGGAUGAGCAAUUCUGGACGAAUGUGUACUCGACUAUGAUGCUGAAAAAGCAUGAGAAAGAGGUUAGACGCUUCUACUACAUGAUCAAGAUGAUCCGCUGGUUCGAGGUCUUUUUCGCUUUGAUCCCCAUCAAGUACGUGGUCAAGCUCUUCAUGUUCUCUGAGGAGUUUGCAAACGUGGUUGCGCUACCAAUGGUCGCUCUCUUCCUCGGUACCGGCAACUACGCCCCCGAAGUCCCCAGUAUGGUCCUGGAGCGCCUCUGCACGAGUCCCACCUACGGAAUGUGGUAUCCCACCGACAAAGCCAGCGUAGCCAGCAACAUGCCCCCCAUGGUCGUCUUCCCCAACUUCAGCGAAUUCUACGGCGACUGGAAGACCAGUCUGGAGAAGAAGGGCGUCCACAUCCGUUUGUCUACGGAAGUCACCCAAGUAGUCCGCAGAAACAAAGACGGCGUCGACGUCAAGAUCAUCAAGCGCACUCCCGCUUCCGACGGCCACACCCAAGACUCAGCCUGGGUGCCAAACACAGUCGAAGGUAGCAACGGCGACCCAAACGCCACCGAGCAAACCGAACACUACGACGAAAUCGUGCUUUGCGUACUCACCGACACCGCAAAGCGCCUGCUCAAGCCUUGCGCAACAUGGAAAGAAAACAAAGUACUCGGCAGCGCCAAGUUCGCCAACGACAUCACCAUCACUCACUCGGACGCCGAUUACAUGCGCAAACACUACGAGAUGGAAUUCAACGAAGAGCAAGCCGUCACCACCCUCAACGGCAAAGACCAAUCCUCCCGAGUCGACUUUGCGCGCAAAAAUUUCAAGCCCAUGUACCUCAUCAAAAUGUACCCUCAAGAUCUGACCAAGCUGGAAAUGAGUUUCAACUGCAGCAACUACCAAUCCCAAUUCCCUCCCGACACUCCCUUGGACAAUGCAGUCUUCCAAACCAUUUUCCUCAACAAAGACAGAGACUCACAUCUGUGGAGCAUUGACGAGAUUGACGAGAGCAAAAUCAUCAGAAAGGAUUGGUGGCACCAGCUUUGCCACAGCUUCACCCACUACCUCUUCGUGGUCCCGUGGAUGUGGACGCUAAACGGCAAAAACCACACCCGCUUCGCCGCAGCAUGGACAAUGGUAAACGCCCACGAAGUCGCCUGCAUCUCUGGAAUCGCAGCCGCCGUCGACCUCGGCGCCACGUACCCCGAAGACCUCGAGCGCGAUCGCUUCGCCCUGCUUGCAUUCCGACUGUACUACCUGCUGGCAUAUGGCAAAUGGUACAAGAAGAAGCACGCAGGCAAGAACAGCAAGGAGAGUUACUCGACCGGUGUUUACGGGUCAGUGUACUCUGGUCCCGGCGUCGCUGACGAGGAACGCACGUGCUGGAAGAAGGAAGUCGAGAACGGACGUUCGUUGAAGGACUUCAGCAUGGCAAAGUCUGAUUAG